AUGAAGUGCACCAAAAAGCACUCCGUAUUUAUACUCCAACCAGUUUCUCCUGCAUCUCCCUACAGGAGGUUGUUCUACGAAGCUUUGUUAGUUUCUCCUACAGAACCAGAAAUUCCUAAUGCCAGUGUACUUGUAUUGAAGUCUGUCUCGCUUCAUAGAUGGGAUGGCACAAAAUUUGAUUCUUACAUAGUUGGUGUUGCUGGUGGUAGUGGAAGUGGAAAAACUAGUGUUUCAGAACGAAUAAUCACGAACCUAAAUGUACCAUGGGUAGUGGUUUUAAGCAUGGACUCUUAUUAUAAAGUUUUAACGCCUGAACAAAAGAUCGAGGCUUUAAACUGUAACUAUAAUUUUGACCAUCCCAAUGCCUUCGAUUUUGAUUUACUAUUGGAAAAUUUAAAAGAUUUAAAAGAAGGAAAAAGAGUUGAGGUCCCGAUCUAUGAUUUCGUGACACAUUCUCGACUUCAUCAAGCAAAUACUUUGUAUGGUGCAAACGUCAUUAUAUUUGAAGGUAUUUUUGCACUCUAUGAUCGUAGAAUUACCGAUCUGAUGGAUUUGAAGAUUUUUGUGGAUACUGAUUCUGAUAUUCGGCUUGUCCGUCGAUUGAAACGGGACAUUGAGCAACGUGGACGUGAUAUAGGCGGUGUUUUACAGCAAUAUCUUAAUUUCGUCAAGCCUGCUUUCGAUCAGUAUAUACAACCUACCGUUAAGAACGCUGAUGUAAUAAUUCCUCGUGGUCUUGAUAAUUUAGUAGCAAUUGACUUAAUUACUAAACAUAUUCAACGACAACUUAAUGAAUGUCGUUAUAAUUUUCGAUGGGAACUCUCGAAAAAAAUAGAUAGUGACGAAGAAUUGCCAAAAAGUAUAAUAGUGCUCGAUCAGACACCUCAAUUGAAAGGCAUACAUACAAUUAUGCGCGAUCGCGAUACACAACGUGAUGACUUCAUAUUUUAUUCUGAACGCCUUGCAACCUUAGUUAUUGAGCGUGGUUUAGCAGAAGUUACUUUCAAAGAACAUCAAGUCAUAACUUCGCUUGAUUUACCAUACAUGGGCAAAAGAUCUGGUCUACGAAGAGUUGCUAAGGACGCUCUUAUCGGUAAAAUUUUGAUUCAAACCGACCCGACUACGGGUGAACCAUUGCUUCAUUUCGCUAAACUUCCGAACAAUAUACACGAUUGUUAUGUCCUUCUUAUGGAUGCUCAAAUUGCAACUGGUGCAGCAGCAUUGAUGGCCAUUCGUAUUCUAUUAGAUCAUAAUGUGCCCGAGGAUCGAAUUAUUUUCCUGACACUUCUCGCAACUCGCUUGGGACUUCAUGUAAUUUCUAAUGCGUUCCCAUCGGUCAAAGUCUGUACUUCAAUGAUCGACCCGAAAAUAAACGAAGAGACCUUAUUUAUUGAACCUGGAGUUGGCAAUUUUGGUG
Messenger RNA from Cetraspora pellucida, 1417 nucleotides. The record is from the annotation of a GenBank genome assembly. NCBI's taxonomy places the organism in Eukaryota, Fungi, Glomeromycota, Glomeromycetes, Diversisporales, Gigasporaceae.